Molecule: messenger RNA, 675 nt
Organism: Wyeomyia smithii (pitcher-plant mosquito)
Lineage: Eukaryota; Metazoa; Arthropoda; Insecta; Diptera; Culicidae
Product: succinate dehydrogenase assembly factor 2, mitochondrial
Exons: 3
Coding region: 140-610 (156 amino acids)
Biological process (GO): protein-FAD linkage; mitochondrial electron transport, succinate to ubiquinone; tricarboxylic acid cycle
Cellular component (GO): mitochondrion
Source: RefSeq, a predicted model, not a curated record
AACGUUCAAAAAAAUUUUGACGGGGAUGACGGCCGUUACGAAAAGAAAAAUAAGAAGCCAACUGUCGCGUCUUGUCUUAGUUCUAAACAAACGAGAGUGCGGUUUAUUUAUAUAACAUUUUAUUUCCUCAGUGCGCAAAAUGUUCAUUCAUUUAUCGCGUUACUUCAACAUCAGAUACGCAUCGGCCUUUCGGUCCAUUAGUAGUGGUCGCUUUCUGUUGGUACCUCCUCGCGACGGUGAUGGAAAUCCUCCCAUGAUCGAUUUAGAAGACAAAUCGAUUCCAAUUCCUAUCUACAAAGAAAAGCAAAAUGAACCGCUUCAGCUGCAAAAAUCUAGAUUGCUGUACCAAUCCCGCAAACGCGGAAUGCUCGAAAAUGGGUUGCUUCUAAGUACUUUUGCAGCUAAAUAUCUAGAUUCGAUGAACGCUCAACAGACGAAGUUGUAUGACAGUCUUAUUAACACACCUAGCAACGAUUGGGAUAUAUUCUACUGGGCCACCGGUGUUAAACCGACUCCACCAGAAUACGAUAACGAAAUCAUGACGAUGCUUAAAGAUCACGUAAAAAAUAGCAACCGUGAACAGAGGUAUCAUCAGCCCAAUUUAAACUAACCCUUAUCUUUCUUAAUAGAAAAUUAAAAUGGUUUUAACAUUGUAAUAUAUUCUAUUUAACUUCA